AUAAAACGGUGCCCCAUUCCGAAAUCCUACCACUCCAAGAAUAGCAUAUUAGCAUAUUUAGGUAGGUGUUGUGCCGGAGCAAGCUCCUCCGCCCCAACAGCAUAUUGUGCUGGACGAAUCAUGAGCCGCACUCGAUGUUCUUCCGCUCUCUACAUUGCGUUUCUCCUCCUCUUCUCCCUUUGUGUAUCCGUCAUUGCCGAUGAAAGUGAAGUUGAGGAUGAAAGGCCAUUUGCAUACACCCCAGGUGCUACAAAAGGGCCAGGGAAGUGGGCUGAUCUCAAUCCGAAAUGGAAGGCCUGUGCAAACGGGAGACUUCAAUCUCCAAUUGAUCUUUCCGACGAGAGAGUGGAGGUCAUGCCCAAACUAGGCACUUUGAAAAGGAAAUACAAGCCAGCUCCAGCUCUAAUAAAGAAUCGGGGCCAUGAUAUUGAGGUUGUAUGGCAAGGAGAUGCAGGGGGUGCUAUACUAAAUGGAACGGAAUACAACCUACAACAGUGCCAUUGGCACACUCCUAGUGAGCACACUUUGAAUGGGAAAAGAUAUGAAUUGGAGAUUCAUAUGGUUCACAACAACUCCCUUGGUCAUCUUGCUGUGAUUGGUAUCACAUACAAGCUGGGACGUCCAGAUCCCUUCCUGGCUAAGCUUCUAGAGACCAUCAAAACAUCAGACCAUGAUGGGAAUCAUUUGGGGGUGGUUGAUCCUUGGGAGAUCAAGUUCGGGAGCAGAAAGUACUACAGAUAUAUCGGCUCUCUCACUGUCCCCCCCUGCACAGAAGGGGUUCUCUGGACAAUACUAAAGAAGGUGAGGACUGUUUCAAGGGAGCAACUGAGAGCACUAAGGGAUGCUGUCCACGAUGGAUAUGAGAGGAAUGCAAGGCCAACACAGAGCUCAGAUCUAGAGGUGUACAUGUAUCGUCCGGCUAAUUAAUUAAUCAAAUACUUACACGGUUGUAUAUGCUAUUCUUGGAGCAGUAAUAAUUUUGGAAUAAUGGACAGCAGAGGAUUACUGUGCUGUGCAUUUUUAUGUGUAUUUUGUUAAAUUCUUGAUAUAUUUAUAUGAUUAUAUCAGUAUGUAAAUGUUUGCCCAGAA
Molecule: messenger RNA, 1089 nt
Organism: Salvia hispanica
Lineage: Eukaryota; Viridiplantae; Streptophyta; Magnoliopsida; Lamiales; Lamiaceae
Product: alpha carbonic anhydrase 4-like
Biological process (GO): one-carbon metabolic process
Molecular function (GO): zinc ion binding; carbonate dehydratase activity
Source: RefSeq, a predicted model, not a curated record